ACAGUCACGUGAUCAUACAGUGGCCCACACUGUUUACAUUUUACAUGGCCGAAAAAUUUAUAGUAUAUUAAAAUUUUCUCUAAAACUUAAAUACCAUGAAACCCCUUUGUAUAACUUAUACGAUCCUCCUCAUUUUCCCUUUAACUUUCGUGAGUGGUGAUGAAGUAUUGGGUUGUGGGGGAUUCAUUAAAAGCCACGUACCAAUCGAUUUUUCAAAAAUUGAGGUUAAAUUGAUAACAAAGCAAGGUAUUGUUAAAGAUAAAACUACUUGCGCUCCGAAUAAUGGCUAUUAUUUUGUACCUUUAUAUGAUAAAGGUGAAUUUAAAUUAGAGAUAUCUGGGCCUCCUGGUUGGAGUUUCACACCAAAAGAAGUGAAUCUAAAUAUCAAUGGAAAAGACCCUUGCAGUGAAGGGAAGGACAUCAAUUUUUUGUUUAAAGGGUUUGGUAUCACAGGUAGGGUUGAAAGUUUUGGAGAUAUACAAAGAGGGCCCCAAGGAGUUGCUGUCAAGUUAACAUCUAAAGAUGGAGAAAGAACUACAGAAACUGGUGCAGAUGGAAGUUUUUCAUUUACUCCUGUUUAUCCAGGGACAUACUCUGUUAAAAUCUCCCAUCCAAAAUGGAAACUUAUGAAAGAUUCAGUAACAGUGACUGUAACUGAAGGAAACACUGAGCUACCUGUAAAUAGUUUAAUCAUUCAAGGUUAUGAAGUUAAAGGAAAAGUUCUAACAGCAGAUCAAAACCCAGUUGAAAAUACCAUUAUUGUUCUUUAUGCACAAAAAUCUACAGGUCAACAAAUACCAACUGCUGGUUGUGAAACUAAUGGUAUUAUAGAAUUAAGCAAAAAUGAUCUGUUUAUCUGCUAUGUCAAGACAGGUUCCACUGGUGAAUUUAAUUUCCCAGUUGUUCCUAUUGGUUCUUACUUUGUGGCUCCUUAUUAUAAAGAAAAAAACAUUGACUAUCAGCCUGACAAAAAGGAAUUUUUUGUUCAACAUGCAAAUGUUGAAAUGAACCAGCAUUUUCAGGUAAUAGGAUUUACUCUGCCAGGUAGAGUAUUUAGUCACAAAAAUGAACCAAUUACGGAUGCCAAAAUAUACCUUAAUGGGGUACAAGUAACAACCACUGAUAACAUGGGACAAUAUAAGCUUGAGAAAUUAAAAACUGGGAAGUAUCAGCUAAAAGCAGAAGCAGAAAAUAUGUUAUUUGAUGAAAUUACAUUCAACAUAGAGACAAGCCUUUCUACUUUACCAGAUCUAGUCCCUUCAGCAUAUAAAGUGUGUGGAAGAGUGAUAAAUGAGAAACCACAGAGGAUAAUUUUCACUAAAAUUGGAUCAUCUUCAUUAAUAGAAACUGUUAGUGAUGAGUUACAAGAAUUUUGUGAGUUUUUGCCCCCAGGACAGUAUGAAGUUAGUGUUAGGGUUAACAGUGAGGAUAUAAAAAAUGGCUUGCAAUUUUUCCCAGUGGUUCAAAAAAUUGAAGUUUUUUCAACAAAUGUUAGAGAAUUGGUAUUUUCAAAACUAAAAUCCACUAUUUUUGGAACAGUGAAAUGCCUUAGGAAGGAAGAUUGUGAUGAUUUAACUGUUACUUUAAAAUCUAACUCAAAAAAGAGAAAAAUUAUCGUAAAGAAUUCAAACUAUGUAGAAACUGAUAUUCAACCUGGGGUCUAUGAAGUUGAAAUUUCGGAUGAAAAAUUAUGCUGGGAAAAGUCAAAACUAACAGUAAAUGUUAAUGCUGAAAAAGUGGAAGUACCUGAAUUUGUCCAAACUGGCUAUAAGAUUAAUUUUAUUGCUACUCAUGAGACAACAGUUAGUUAUAAGUCUUUAAAAGAUAACAGACCUCAAAAAAUAUAUGUCUCGAAAGGGUCGACAACUGCAUGUUUAGAUACAGCUGGUCAAUAUUUGUUGUCAAUAAACAGUUGUCAUGAAUUUGAAUUUGACACUUUAACAUAUGAUACUUCGGGUGAUAAUAAUUUAAUACAACUAAAUGCCCAAAAACAUGUGGUAGAUUUAUCUAUUGAAGCAGAUAGAGAUCAUGGACCAAUUCAAGUCCAUGUAGAGAGUGAGACUGAUCAGUUUAACCAACUGUCUAACUUUGAAGUUGGAAACUAUGGUAUCAAAUUGAUGCUGAAACCUGGAGAAAUUGCUACUUUGACCCCUAGGUCAGAAAAAUUGUUCUUUUCUCCUGUAACUGCAAAAAUCGAAGGAACCCCUGACUGUCACAAUUAUGGUCAUAAAUUUAAAGCUAUUUUAGGUUUAGUGUUUGAGGGAAAAGUCAAUCCUACCUUAGAAGGGGUAAAGGUUACUGUGAAAAACUUAAAUACGAAUGAAGAAUAUACACAAGAAACUGAUAGUAAUGGGAAUUACAAGUUCAUUCCUUUGGACAGUCGUUACAAGUAUAGCAUUGCAGCUGAAAAAGAAUCUUAUAUUUUAGUUGGGCCUGAGAAGAAUGGAGAUUUUACUGCUCAAAAAUUAGCUGAAAUUAAGGUUCGAGUUAUAGAUGAAGCAGAUAAGUCACCUUUGCAGGGAGUUCUGUUAUCCCUUUCUGGUGGAGAAAGUUUUCGUAAAAAUCUUCAAACCAACAAUAAAGGAGAAGUAGUUUUUCACUCGUUAAGUAGUGGAGACUAUUUCUUGAGGCCCAUGAUGAAGGAAUAUUCUUUUGAGCCAGCAUCUCAAAUCUUAGGAGUCAAAGAGGGACAGACCAUCAACGUUUCUUUAUUGGGCAAACGUGUUGCCUUUAGCGCAUUUGGAAAAAUUACAACGGUAAACGGUGAUCCAGUGGAAAAAAUAAAUGUUGUAGCACAGGGCAUAGAAAAUUGUACAGGAUUAUCUGAAGAGGCAACAACGGAUUCAAUGGGCUCGUUUAGAAUUCGUGGAUUACAACCUUAUUGCUCUUUUAAAGUUGCAAUUCAUGCUUCAGAUCGUAAUUUAGUGCAGGGAACUAGCCCACGGUGUAUUGAAAUACCGAACAUUAAAGAGGAUAUAAAGGAUGCUAAUAUUAUCAUCUUCAAGCCAAUAUUAGUAACCGAUGUUCUCCUAAAGGUUUUUACUGAAAAAGUGGAAAACUACAAAUAUUUGAAGGUAGUAGUAUAUCGCGAGACUGGUGGCCAAGCAGUGAUUUAUUCGGCAACCAUAGACAGCUUGAACAUAAAAAUUGAAGGCAACAAGAAUGUGGGACUUUUGGUUCACUUGCCUUCCCUCCCAUUGGACGGCAAUGAUUACUCUGUACAUUUAGAAUCCACACACCAUAUCAAAGGAACUUCUGAUAUUGUUUACUUCAAAGCAAACUCAGGUUUCAAAUUCGUUGAAGUUACCUUCAAAUCAAAACUGCAUGCAAAAGAACAACCGAUAAAACAAUUUUCUUUAUUGUCAAUUCUUUCUAUUUUAAUGGGGCUCGUGUUGUUCUAUAAUAUCGAGCCUAUUUUAGGCAUAUUAAAACAACACCUCAAUUUUAAUAUUGAUUCUAUAAGCUCCUACUUUCCUCUACUUUCUCUCCCAAGCCCUGUCGAGUAUGAAGAUAUAGACCAAAUUGUGCAGGAUAUUAAUAAUGUUCGAAAGCAUAAACCAAAGAAGACUAAUUAAUCUUUAGAUAGUUUGAAUUGAGUUGCACAUAUUAUUCCACUUUAUUUAUUUACUUCUUACAUAAUUCUUGAUUUUAUUUUCUGUUUAUUGCAUUGAAUGAUUAGAUUUAAUAUGAAAAAUUGUGUCCUAAUUAACAGAUGAAACCAAUUGUUUAUUGUAUUGAACUUAUUUAAGUGAAAAGCAAUAGUUGAUAUGAAAUACAUUUUUUAAUAAAGCUGUUAUUUGAA
This is a messenger RNA of Anthonomus grandis grandis, 3802 nucleotides long. Its product is annotated as nodal modulator 2. The coding region runs from base 96 to 3575 and encodes 1159 amino acids. The record is from RefSeq and is a predicted model, not a curated record. The transcript is spliced from 12 exons. NCBI's taxonomy places the organism in Eukaryota, Metazoa, Arthropoda, Insecta, Coleoptera, Curculionidae. Gene Ontology annotation, molecular function: carbohydrate binding. Gene Ontology annotation, cellular component: endoplasmic reticulum membrane.